AUGUCAUGUUUCUUCACUUUAGCCAUGAAUGCAAACAAUGGUUUAAGAGGAGAAACUAUAACAAUCAACUUUCGAAAGAACAUCAAAAGAAGUGAUAUCGAAAAUAAAAAAGAAACAGUUACACAAUAUUCUGAAGCUUCUGACAUCAGAUCAGUUAUUUUGCCUACCGAUAAUUACAUUAGCGAUCGCAUGUUUAUUCUUCCUACAGAUGGUUACGACUGCGAUACAGGUGUUAAUUGCAAUGCACAGGACUACCACUUGGAUCUUACUGCCAGCAACUCGUCUGCUUUUUUUUCUAACAGCGACAACAAUCAUUUAAAUGGUAACGAUGUACGUGAUGUUAACGUUGAUGCGAAUGUUUAUUCAGGACAGAAAUUGGUGACAGACGAUGAUUCAAGUUUUGAGAUAAACCCUCCAACAUGCACUUGGAAGAAAAAUUUGGUUCUUUGGUUCUAG
This is a messenger RNA of Helobdella robusta, 456 nucleotides long. RefSeq lists its product as hypothetical. The transcript has 3 exons. Lineage: Eukaryota; Metazoa; Annelida; Clitellata; Rhynchobdellida; Glossiphoniidae. Bases 1 to 456 code for a protein of 151 amino acids. The record is from RefSeq and is a predicted model, not a curated record.